Lates calcarifer (barramundi perch) is the source of this 1345-nucleotide messenger RNA. RefSeq names its product claudin-1. The transcript has 4 exons. Gene Ontology annotation, molecular function: structural molecule activity. Gene Ontology annotation, cellular component: plasma membrane; bicellular tight junction. NCBI's taxonomy places the organism in Eukaryota, Metazoa, Chordata, Actinopteri, Centropomidae. Bases 151 to 762 code for a protein of 203 amino acids. Gene Ontology annotation, biological process: bicellular tight junction assembly; cell adhesion. The record is from RefSeq and is a predicted model, not a curated record.
UCCGGCGAAGAGCACGUAUAACGGUCUGUGGAGGUGCGAAGAGACACAUUUAUUUACACUUUUGGCUAUUUCAAGUCAAGAUCUCGGACUUUUCUCGAAAUUCACUGAAGUCGUCCGGUCUGUUGUUGUUGUUGUUGUUGUUUGGAUACGAUGGCCAGCUCGGGAAUGCAGCUCCUCGGUUUCUUCCUCGCUCUCGUGGGUCUCGCUGCCACCGUUGCCGCUACCUUCAUGGUUGAAUGGAAGAAGCAGGCGCAGGGCAAGACGUACCGCAUAUACGAGGGCUUGUGGAUGAGCUGCAGUGGCAAUGAGAGAACAACCUGUGAAUUUCACGAGUCUCUGCUGAAACUCCCAAGUGAAGUCCAGGCAACCAGGGCGGUGAUGCUGCUGAGCAUCUUCCUCUCUGCUGUGGCGCUGCUGGUCUCCACAGUGGGAAUGAAGUGCACCCGCUUCAUGGACAGCAAGGUUGAGAGCAAAUCCACCACAGCUAUGAUCGGAGGAAUCAUGUUCAUUGUUGCAGGUUUAUUGACCCUCAUCAUCACCUCCUGGUAUGUCAAGAUGAUUGUUCAGACCUUCUAUGAAUCCCACCGUCUACAAAGCUUUGAGUUUGGUAAGGCAGUGUUUGUCAGCUGGGCCGGUGGCCUCCUCACUAUGGCCGGUGGCGUUUUCCUGAGCUGUCGGCGAUGCUCGCGGUCGGAGAGGGACGAAUCCAUAAGCUCCAACCACCUCCUGCCUACCUCCAGCUCCAAGUCCAACUAUGUCUAGUUGGGAGGAGGGGCCAGGAAACACACUGCCUUGACACAGUCUGUCCAGAGGUUAGCUUCUAUGAGGAGGAAACACACAGUGGGACUGUUACCUACAUCCAGUCAGUAAUUAGGAUCAGGAUCAGACUGUGUGACAUGACUCUGAAUCUAAUUUAUCAUGUGGGUGGAAACAACUACAGCUGUAGUUUCUCUAAAUGUCAGGAGUAAAGAUAUGAAGGAUUCAAUGUUUAAAUUACUUUUUUUCCCAUUGUCUGGUCCAGACUUGGUCAGUCUGUUUCUUUACAUAUGAAAUCAUGAAGUUUCUCUCCACAGCUGCAGAUGAAGAAUAGUUCACAGUGUAACUAUGUUUUUACACUGUGCAGCAAGAUUUCUGUACUUUUAUGGUGUACUUUGCUAUACAAUUAAUUCCAUUUACCUCUUCAGUUUCACACUGGUGUAAAUAUUUGUUUAUGUUGUUUAUUAUAUGUAUGACUGUUAUAUGUUUAACCUUGUAACUCUGGUUGUUUUAUUGUUUAUAUGAUACAUUCUAAUGUGGUUUAAUAUGUAUAUUUUGAGAAAAAAGUAAAUCUAUUUUGUUUUCCUUU